This is a messenger RNA of Neodiprion virginianus, 4104 nucleotides long. Its product is annotated as sorting nexin-14-like. Gene Ontology annotation, cellular component: late endosome. The record is from RefSeq and is a predicted model, not a curated record. Bases 193 to 2823 code for a protein of 876 amino acids. Gene Ontology annotation, molecular function: phosphatidylinositol binding. Gene Ontology annotation, biological process: autophagosome maturation. NCBI's taxonomy places the organism in Eukaryota, Metazoa, Arthropoda, Insecta, Hymenoptera, Diprionidae. The transcript is spliced from 9 exons.
CCGCUUCACGAUGAAUUUAUUUUGUCCAUUUCCGAUUAUGAAAAGUCCCAUAAGGCUAUCAGUCUUUAUCAUGUGCGAAGUGCUGUCAAAACCAAAACAACAACGUGUUUAUUCCAUAGUUUAUUCACUCAGUUUUAAAAAUCGAUGUGUUUCACGCACGUAUCUGAUUAAUUCGAUAAUUGCUUAAGAAAAAUGAUAUUCUUGUCUGGAGAUAAGAUAGAAUGCUCCCUUGCUUUGAUUGCGCUAACGUUUGCGGUGUUUUUAGGUGUAUUUGACAGCAUAACAUGGAUUGCAGCUAUCAGUGCUGUGUAUUUCAUUGGUGUUUUAUGGGGCACAAGCUUCUUACAAUAUGUAGGCUUCAAUUUAAAGAAACUCCACUAUGUUUCUAACCUGAAAACAGGCAAUGAUGAGUCUUGUGGUGUCUGUGGGGGUGACGUCUGCAAACGUCAUCGGCCGUCAAGAAAUUUGGCACGUAUCAAUGUCCCCAAAGAUUUUGACGAUGCAUUAGAAAAUCUCCUGGAGCAGCUACUACAGACAUAUAUCUGUACAUGGUAUUUAGAAUUCUCUUCCGACGAGGCAUUUGUACAGCAGUUUCGAACCUGCAUUGCAACUGCGGCUGGCAAUAUUGCUCAAAGACUUUUCCGUGUCGAUACAGCAGCAGUAAUUUUUGAUCAUUUGGUACCUAUAGCUCUGCAGCAUGCUCAGGACUGGAAAGUUUUGGUCAAUCGUGCCAAAGCUGAGGGUGGAAAUCCUGCAGAUUACGUGGCAGAUUUUCUGGGGCCCAGAAUACAUCCUGCGGCAUACUCACGUGAAGCAGAACUGAAUUAUCUCAGAGGCCUGGUCACUACGCUUAUGCCGCUUUUGCUACCAACAACGCAUCUUUCCAUCAAUAAUAAAAUUAUUUUGAGAGAAAUUUUGGCCAACUGGGUUCUUUUGCCUGCAAUGGAUGCUCUUGCUGAUCCGGAUAACAUUAAUACUCUGGUCGUUCUUUCCACUCAUCAUGAAGGCGAGUUCACCCAAACAGCAGACUCUGUUAAUGUUCCGCUCCUACAUUCUUGGGCUAUGCCUCCUCUCCUUGUCGAUAAUGUUCCCAAUACGCUAAAACCAUCACUAGAAGAGAUCCUGAACAAUCCCCAACUUCUCUAUUUAUUCAUGCAACACAUCAAGGAAAUCGGACAUGUUCAUCUCUUACAAUUCUGUUUGGACAUAGAUGAUCUAAGCAAGAGACUAUUGAAUCCAGAUAUAACUGUAGAGACCGAGGAGAACUUGUAUGCAGUUGCGCAAAAUCUCUAUUCGUCUUACCUGACACUAGAUACUCCCAAUUAUCUUCACUUGCCUGUUCACAUAUCAAAAGGAUUGCAGAAAAUUCUGGAAGGAGGACCAAGCAAAAUUCAAGAGUUAAGAACUUCGCGACCACUGUAUCAGGCUCACCAAGAAGCCCAUACCAUCUUGGAAAUAACGUGUCUGCCUUCUUUCCAUCACAGUUAUCAAAUUUACACCUUGUUAUGCGGUCAACAGACACCCUCAACUCAUCCAAAAUCGAUGAAUCAACACAAUCAAGGGGGACCGGUUGGUAUGGGGAGUAGAUUUAGCAACCAGAUUGGUCGAAUCCAACGGGUAUUGCGGACCUCUGCAGUUGACGGAGCGCCAUAUCAACAAGAGAACGUUUAUCAAGCCGAAGAGGUUGAUUGUACACCGAGACUUCAUCCAAUUUCAAAUUCCUAUGAAGAUGGAGGAGAUCGAGAUCUAACUACCUGGCGUGUUACAGUUCCUCAUGUCGAUGGGGGUGGCGCACAGCCCCUUUAUAUGAUUGCAGUGCAUAGUGUAGCACAAGAAAAAUCUUGGACUGUGUUAAGGAGGGACAUAGAUUUUUAUUCUCUCAGAACGCGACUUGCUGAAUUCCACGGAGAUCGAGAAUUAAAUGAUUCCCCUUUACCAGCUCGUAAAAAUCAACACCCUUCACUGAACACAAACAGACAAAGAUACCAGGAUUUCUUACAAAAGCUGCUGGCCAAGCCAAAACUCCGAAGCAGCGAACUGCUACAUACUUUUCUCACAGCUCCUAAUUUAGAGCCAUACUAUUCCAGCUAUAGUACGCCAGAUAUUGGAUUAUUUUAUCAAAACGUUGCUCACAAGUUACGGAAAGAGCGUGGGCAGCAUUUGGAUAAGUUCAUGAAAACCUUUCUUUCUUCUAUAAAUAUGAAAGAUGAAUACGCAGAUGUCGGUGUAGAACCGUCUAGUGAACACAGUCUCAGCAUUUCACAAAGAAAAGGCCGGGACUUGGUGCAUGUUGGACCGUUUGGCAACAACCUUGACCUUCCACCAAAGCUCCAGGAUUUCCAAUUCGUCUUUACCAAUCAGCCACAACACGUAAAAGGGGCAUGUUUUUGUAUCGUUGAGGCAGUCAAUAACUUGUUGGAAGUACCUCCGUCGUUGGCUCAAGCUUAUUGGCUAGCUGCUUCACUAUCCUACCAAAGCUUGGAUCCAUUAAUAAAUAAACUGAUGAAUAAAACGUUGGUGAAACUGUUAAGCAGUGGACGGGCAGCUGUUGUCGUUAAGUUAUUGCACACUACAAUAUUGGGACCGAAAUCAAAUGAUAAAGAAUUGUCAUCCUUGGGUGAUUUCGAGACUAAAAAACUUGAGCAGGCUCAAGCAGGCUUGAGCUCGUUGAUCCCUUGGUGGAUCAUCGGCCUCCAUACAACGUGGCAUAAAUUAAUGCGAUCGCUUUUGGAACCGCUUCAAAAUCCGGCGUUCAACAAACACCUGGCAUACUGUCUCCUAGACCAAAUAAUUGCUGAUUUGUUUCCUGAAAUAUCUUCGUAAAUAAUAAUUGCGAAUGAUAUGUUUUUGAUUUUGUUGUACUAUUGUUCACAACACUUGCAUAACUUUGCCAUAAAAAGCCAUUUUAAAGAUGAAAUUCCGGUCAUAAGAAUACAAUAUAUGUAUAAGCAUAUAUAUAUAUAUAUAUAUCGUAUUUUAUAGAUGCAUAUCAUAUAUAUCAUGAUAUAUACAUCAGAUAUAAUUGAAUUUAUUCAUCUCAUAUCGAUUCAAUUUUGAUCUUAGCUUUUAAUGGCUUGUUCUUUGUUUUUUCAACGAGCUUUGAUGGAUGUCAACGUAAAUAAGUUCAACCUUAGACAAUCAGUCUGAUAGAAUUGUUUUCGGAUUGAUCUUGUCAUCCCGAGUGAGAGUUUGAAUUAAUAUGAUAAUAUUGUUGCAUUGCACACAAUAAUCAUUGGGUAAACUAUGAUAAACUCUGUAGGAAUGUAGUCAUUUUAUUCUAUGUAUACAUUUAUCAUAAUCAUACUGUUAUCAUACUUGUCCAUUUUAUAUUAUACAGAUCAUUUAGUUUCGGGUAACAUAAAUGGUUCAUUAUAGUGAGUUCUCAAAUCUCAUAAUUUAUAAUUUGUAUAUAUACUUAUCUAAUAUGUUCAUAUCGUGCCAUAAAGCAAGAGAGUUCUAAUAUUUCAAUAUACAUAUGUAUAGUUUAAAUAAGAUUAUAAAACAGAGAAUCAGUUUUUACCUAAUAACACCUGGUAUACUGCCAUAGCCCUCAAUUUAUUUUAAACCUUAGUAAGCACUUGAAUCGAGGUGUUUCUCGGAUUAUUGCUACAAUUUUUAGAGUUAUUCUAAUAAAAUAUUUUACAUCUGUAGAAAUAAAACUGCAUUGAUAUGUACAAACUAGAAGCAUUUUGCAGUGUAAAAGUUGUUGCAAAAACCAGUCGAAAUAUUGACUAUAUAUAACAAACUCUGUAGUUGAGUCCAAGAAAUGGCUAUUUAUGUUGAUUUUUGUUUUUCUAUAAACGUUAUAUUCACAAUUAUAAUAAUCGAGUAGAUUGAGACGUAAUGUGCAUCGGAGUACAUAUAAAAAAUCCUAUUCUAAAGGUUCUGUACAAAAUUUUAUUCCAUUUACUAAAUUAUCUAUCCGUUUAGUAUUUGUUUGACACUGUGCAACGUUUUUUUCAGAGAUAUCACAAAGAACAGCGAAGUACUGAGUGUUAAAUUGAGUAGGUCUAAUAAUACAAUACAAAUCAUGAUUAUCACACGUGCCCGCUUGGACCACGCUUGGCACGUUCAAGUAAAUAGAAGAUUAAAUUUGCCUAGUCA